CUUCGAUAUGAAGAUAUUUCUGAAAAACCAAUCAAAGCCACUGAGAAUUUAUAUGAAUUUCUUGGCUUAAAAAUCAGUCAAAAUAUCACAGACUACAUUUGGAAUAUCACUUCAGCUGGGCUUCCAGACAACUGUGUUAUCUGUACGACAAGAAACAAUUCCGUUGCCACUGCUUAUAAAUGGAGGCAUCUAUUGGAGCAUAGCUUAGUGAAGAUUAUUGACAACACAUGCUCGGAUGUCUAUAAACAAAUGGGUUAUGUCCCUGUGAAAAAUAUAGCAGAACAAAGAAAC
Messenger RNA from Lottia gigantea (owl limpet), 291 nucleotides. RefSeq lists its product as hypothetical. The transcript has a single exon. Gene Ontology annotation, biological process: N-acetylglucosamine metabolic process; sulfur compound metabolic process. Gene Ontology annotation, molecular function: N-acetylglucosamine 6-O-sulfotransferase activity. The annotation marks the transcript as partial. The record is from RefSeq and is a predicted model, not a curated record. NCBI's taxonomy places the organism in Eukaryota, Metazoa, Mollusca, Gastropoda, Lottiidae.